Molecule: messenger RNA, 296 nt
Organism: Staurois parvus
Lineage: Eukaryota; Metazoa; Chordata; Amphibia; Anura; Ranidae
Source: the annotation of a GenBank genome assembly
CUGCUCUAGGAGGAUGCAGAACCUCUGACCUCUGCCUGGACAGUGUUGAUUGGCCUUGUGCAGAUCACAUGCACUCUUCCAAGAAAAAAAAACCUCUCUAGCAAUACACACCAAACUGACCAAGAGCAUAGUGUCUCCACACAAUAUGUCUUAUCAGUAGAUAAAUGGAGGACACUGGAAGAAGGAUUAAACAGCCUUUUUACACAAUGCAGAGGAUUAACCCCCUUAGGUCCCACAGUGAGUAUAUCAAGCAUGAUUUACUGCAUAUACAGACUGAUUUUACUGUUGUAGGUUUA